CCUUUUGUAACGCGCAGGGGCGGUGGAUGCGCUUUGUCGCAAGCGAAUGCGCAUCUCGCCAGACAGACUUGGUUUAGUCUCAGCCAGCACUUACACGGCUGUUUCCGCGAACACCCGACUUCGACUGCCUCCCUUGUUACACUCGCCCUGCCAUCCUCCGCCUUCCUUCGCCGCGAAGUGAGGCUCGAUAUCAGACCCCGACUUCCCGCCCUUUUUAGUUUCCCUUCUUCCUCCCGCCACCAUGUCGGCCACCACAGCCCACCAGCCUCCAGCCAUACCACCCAGGCCCUCGAGAAGUCAGGAGAAAGCAAACAUGCCUUUGAUCCCCCCGCGGCCCGUUAACCGCCACCUCGAGCGUUCUGUGAGCCCGAACCCCAGCCGCUUUGCGCCCUCUCCCUUGAAUGAGAGCCCCCUUGGGUCCAAGUCCUCUCCUGCCACUGGGCUCCGCUUCGGCUCGAGCAACGGCAAUGGCAAUGGCAACGGCCACAAUGGAAACCACUCCGAUCGCGCCAUACCCCUAGAUCUACCCUCAGUUGGUGAGGAGGGCAUGGAAUAUGCUGGGCUGGCCGACGAGUUGAAUACGAGCGCCCGCGAGCAGGCCAGCAGCCCCGAGCAGCUGCGGACCGUCGGAAAUGACGUCAAGCUCCACGCUCCGAAACCCUCGUUGCCUGCCUCGAGCGCGAAGCAGCGCGUUAUGGCUAUCACCCGCACCGACAGUGACCGGGCUGCCUCGUUUGGCAUUGGCAGGCCGAGCAGCGUUGAAGAUUUGACCCCGGCAUUGCCCUCCAACCGCAGCCUCAAAAAGAAGGCUAGCACUGCCAGCCAACUGUCGACGACAGACUAUACAGAUGACGAGCAGGGCAUCCCCGAGAUUGGCCAGCAGGUUCCCAUGUAUCCGAACGCUGGUGACGUCCAGGCUCCUUCCCCUGCGCCCGGUUCUGCCGCUGCUGAAGGAAUCAAGACGAAGCACCACAGUCGCAAGCUAUCGGCCCGUGGUGGAGCCUUGCCCCCCGGAAGCUACGGUCUUCACGGCCAUGGUGUCGUGGCCCAAGACAAGCUUGAGAAGGCCUACUUUGAGAAGCACCCCGAUCUCCUGAUGAAGGAACACACGCCGCAUCAUCAUGAUCGGCCUUACGACUUUUCCAUGAGCAGAGACGACCUAAACAAGAUUGUUAGGGACACCGCAAGCCGCGGCUCCGGUCUCGCUGUUAAGGAUUACGCGGGCACCCCCAGUGAUCAAGUCGGUUGGCAAGUCAUCGAGUCUGCCUCGCGUGUCGCAUCACCCGGCCCCAGCGAGGCUAAAUCUCCGCGCAAGCCUUCUUCUCUCGCUGGCUCAGACAAGGAAUCCCGCCGCGCAUCCGAGGCUGGAAACGUGAUUCAUGUCGAUGAGCCUAAUCGCCGGAAGUCGGUCAUGUUUAGCGAGGGCGAAUCGUCUGAAGUGGACGAGGAGGGACGUCAAUACAGCGCCCCUAUCCUUGCUGAGGACGAGCUGGCCAAGGAUCCUGGGCCGUAUGACCACCAGCCGGCAGUCGAGCCAACAGAACGUCGCGGAAGCGGCUACGAGAUUCAGGAAUCCACAAGCCGCCCUACGAGCAGGCCCGCAAGCUUGUACAAGGAGUCGUCGUUCGAAAUUCGCUCGACUCCUCUGGAAGAUGUAGAAGAGUACGAACCGCUAUUUGCCGAGGACGAGAAAGAAAAGACGAAGAAACCCGAGGCGGAAGAGAAGAAGUCUAAGAAGCAACGGUUUCCUAGCGCUGACAUCUGGGAGGAUGCGCCCAGUAGCGUGCACUAUACUGCAGAGGUGUCGACGCCUGAUUUGUACGACGAGCAGGAAAAGCCGAAGGAGCAAAUCGCCCCGCCGCCACGAGACGGCGAGACACCUGCCCAGGCAUUUGCGCGUCACCAGGAGGAGUUGGCUGAGAAAGAGACGCGUGAGCAUGGGCCGGAGGCGUUCCUGCCAAUGCGCGGCAAGCAAAAACCUGUCUGGGUGCAACAUAAGGCGCACCUCGCAACCGAGACGGCGGGCCGUCCCCCGCUUGGUCAGAGGUUCCCUAGUCGUGACGUAUGGGAAGACACACCCGACAGCCUGAAGUUGGAGACGACCGUGUCGACUCCGCAGCAAGACAAUGAGCAGUCGCCUGUUGAGUCCAAGUCGCCCGUAGAGUCCAGGUCGCCCGUGGAGUCCAAACUGGAGAUUCCGGUCCGGCCUCAACCCAAAUCGCCCGAGGCUUCCGAGAAGCCCGCAAUUCCCGAGCGGCCCAAGGCGUCGGGCGAUGAGAGUAAACCGGCGAUUCCGGCCCGUCCGAAACCCCACAUUCCAAAUCGCCCUGCCAAGGCCGGCCCCACUUCGGGCGGUCUGGAGCCUGCCGAGGCUGCCGCGCCUCCGCGUGCGAAACCGGCUGUUCCUGUCCGCCCCGUGGGCUCCAAGAUUGCUGCGCUGCAGGCCGGCUUUAUGAGCGAUCUCAAUAACCGGCUGCGGUUGGGUCCCCAGGCCCUGAAGAAAGAAGAGCCCGCGCCGGUAGAGGAGCCAGUUGAAGAAAAAGAGAAGGCCCCCCUGAGCGAUGCGCGCAAGGGCCGUGCCAGGGGUCCUCAGAGGAGAGCGCCUGUGGCGAGCGUCAGCCCUGCUCCCGCCGCCGCGCCCAAAGUAGACGAGCCGUUCAAGCUUGUCAUAGCGCCAGCGCACACCCUCUUUGAGGUCGAUCCUGACGAAGGCGUGUUAAGCGUCGGCGACAAGAGUGCCCUCGGACUCGACGGAGCAAAGGACGAGGAGGCGAAGGGCGAGGCGCAAAAAUCAGACACCUCAAGUAGCGUCUCUGUUCCGACCGCUGCAGGACCUGAAGAACAAGAGCAUGAUGGUGAGAACAAGACGGCUGAGUCCCAGACGGAAGAGUUCGGAGUGCCGCCGGCUGCUGAAGAAGAGAGCAAGACACUGGCUACCAACAUUGCGGGCGAAUCAGUCGUGGAAGAGAAAGUCAAGGCUGACGAGAAACACCAGGACGAGGUGGAGCCCACUCAUGCGGAGGAGCAUUGACGUGACUGACAUGACUAAAUGACUUGUGUGUUUUUAACAGGAAAACGAGCAAAAAAUCUAAUAAAAGCAGGGGGGUCUUGACUUUAAUUUUUCUGAACGGAAUGGGGUCGUGCUCCGUAGCUUAUAGGGGUU
This is a messenger RNA of Lasiosphaeria miniovina, 3163 nucleotides long. Its product is annotated as altered inheritance of mitochondria protein 21. The record is from RefSeq and is a predicted model, not a curated record. NCBI's taxonomy places the organism in Eukaryota, Fungi, Ascomycota, Sordariomycetes, Sordariales, Lasiosphaeriaceae. The transcript has 2 exons. Bases 242 to 3031 code for a protein of 929 amino acids.